AUGUCUUCGAAAAUCCUCGCCGCCAGCGCCCGCGCUGUGCCCCGUGCCGUCCCCGCCGUGCGCGCCGCCCGCACCUUCCAGACAUCCGCCACCCUCCGCGACGCUGUCGCAACACCUCUGCCAGCACGGAAACCCGUAGGCGCCUUUCGAGGCGGCCUCCUCGGCUUCUUCGCCGGCAGCUCCCUCGCCGGCGCCGGCGUCUACUCCUACCUCGUCAAGGAGUACAAGCUCUCCAACGAGCUCCUCACCGAGGACAUUUACGCUCUGCAAGCGGCUGUCCAGCGUGUGACCGUCUACGUCCAGACGCUGGAGGAGAAGAUGGAUGCGCUCGAGCGCAAGAGGAAAUAA
Molecule: messenger RNA, 348 nt
Organism: Verticillium dahliae VdLs.17
Lineage: Eukaryota; Fungi; Ascomycota; Sordariomycetes; Glomerellales; Plectosphaerellaceae
Exons: 3
Coding region: 1-348 (115 amino acids)
Source: RefSeq, a predicted model, not a curated record